Messenger RNA from Paramuricea clavata, 2945 nucleotides. The record is from the annotation of a GenBank genome assembly. NCBI's taxonomy places the organism in Eukaryota, Metazoa, Cnidaria, Anthozoa, Malacalcyonacea, Plexauridae.
GUUGUAGUUGAGCUUCGACAGAAAAGUUUGAUAGAUAUUUUUAAGAUGGAGUCUAAAUUCGUGAUUUUUUUGUUGUGUGUCUUUAUGGCUGACAUGACUGUGGUUAACAGUCAAGGUAAAAAAACUACGGUGAGUUUGUCGUCUUGUGAUAUCUAGCCUCCAUUGUAUUUAUGUACGGAAUAUAUUUUCUAAUAAACUCAACCUAACUUUAUUUACACCAGAUAGCUGUAUCAGUUCUAAUUAAACUGUCCGCUAGUGAAGCCUGCAGAUAAGAGCAGUCGUUUAUUGUUGGCACUUUAUUUUUCCUGCCUUAACAUGAAUUCAAAACAAACAAUCAUAUGAAAUGAUUUUAUUAUGCACUAAAGUCAAACUUUAGUCAAUUCAUGCAGAGAUUUUAGGCCGUUUUUUCUCCGCGACUUUGUCUCCAUUUCUAUUUUCUAAUAUAGUACCCAUUUCCUCAACUGCGUCUCGAACUGCACACCGUAUUCACUCGUUUAGGCCGCGCGGUGCUCUUUUUAAAAUGUUUAGUGUUACAUGAUGCGGCGCUUAUUUGAGGGCGGCGACGCUCUUUAUGGGGGAACUGAUAAAUCUAUCCAAUAUAUUAAAAUUAGUUUCUUUUGUUAAGAGUUUAGAAAGAUUUGUUUACAGCUCUUUCAUAAAGCAGUGGUCUGCGUCAUUAUAUCACUUAAAUAUCUUUAUCACAUAUCUUUGUCUUUUCAGGCGACCUGUGGUUCUCCAGGUAUCCCAGGAAUUCCAGGAAAUCCCGGACGAAAUGGCAUGCCUGGAUCACGUGGUUCUGCUGGCGCAAAAGGAGACCCUGGGGAGAGAGGAAUUUGUGGUUCUCCAGGUAUCCCAGGUAUUCCAGGAAGUCUCGGAAUAGAUGGCAUGCCUGGGUCAGAAGGUCCUGCAGGAGCGAAAGGGGAGCCUGGGGAGAGAAAAAGUGAUUACGUAGAUCUGGUGAAGUCAAAUUGGAAACAAUGUGUUUGGAAGAGAAGUGAUGGCAAAAACACUGGCUUGAUACAGGUUUAAGAAAUUAAUGAUUUUAUGUAUUUAAGUAACAAUGUCGAGUGCGUUUUUAAGAAGAACCGCAGGCGAGCCUUAUUAAGGUACAGGGAUUUUGACAUCCUGCUAAGUCCGAAGUUGAGUAUUUAAACUGAAUUCCGUCAAACGAUGUAAUUUACAUAGUUUUAUUUAAAAUCUCAUUUUAAAAUUCUAGUCACUUUAGUGUCCUGUAGAACAUCUUUCUAUUUAGUAGUUUCUUCUGUGAAUGAAUGAGUUUGACAAGAUAUUCUUACGACGUACUUUGGUAGCAAAGCUUAAAUGUUUAGUUUACACUUGGCUAAGUUUCCGGCCAAUUUUAUAACGGCGAAUUCUUACCCUGCAACUAAACCUUAACCAUUGCCCUAAUCCAAACCUAAUUCCAACAAAGACCGGCCAAAUCUAAAGAUAACUCUAGUUCCUAGGAUUAGGUAAUGAUUAAAAUUAUUAUAGUAGUCUAAUCAUAAUCCUGACGGGUUACCCUAAUUCUAAUCCAAAAGGAAUCCCAUUUAAUUCUAAUCCUAAUCUUUUCAACUAAUCUUUAAAUUAAUCCCAAACUAACCAUACUCGAAACCAACGUUCUAACCUUAACCUAAUCCUAAUAAUCCUAACCGCAAUAUAAUCCUAACUCUGAUCCAAUCCUAAGCCUUACCGUCUAAUUCUUACCGUAAGCAUAAUGCGUUUCAAGAAGAUAUUCUUAUACAAACCUUAACAUGACCCUAAUCUAAUCCUAACUCAAAUCCAAUUUUAAGCCUAAUCCAUACCGUAAGCCUAAUCUAAUCUUUUUUUUUUAAUUAAGUUCGCCCAAAACAUUACAUGAGAUAAUAUAGUGCUAUUGAAUAUUUAAUAUUUACAAAUGUGUGCUAGGAGCCUACUAAAAACCAUAUGGCUUUUAUUUUAGGCCCCUAGAUUAUGAAUUAAAAAUAAUUAAUAAUUAAUAUAAUGUCAGUUCGAAUAUUUUUUUAAAGAAAAUACAAAGUCAAAGGAUAUACUAAUAAUAUAUAAAAAUAGUUUGGAUGUAUAUUUACAAUACAAUUUUGAUAUUGUAUAUUAUUACAGGGUUAUGACUGACAUGUUGUAUAUCAAUCUAGCUGUGAGAAGUAGUUUUUGAUAAUUUUUUUGAAGGAAUCAUAAGACCUUGGUUUUUUAUAUUGUUCGGAAAGAUUAUUCCAUACUUUUAUACCUUUAUUAGCAAGGGUAUGUUUUUCAUAGUUGGUUCUACUGGACUUUUUGUGUAGCAAUGAAGAAUUUCUUGUGUUGUGAUUGUGAAUUUCCUUAUUAGUAAAGAAAUAAUUUGUGAAUAAUUCUGGCAGAUUUUGUAGAUGGAAAUAUCGGAACAUGAAUAAACUUGUUAAAUAAUCAUUAAUUUUGUGUAGAUUUAGUAUUUUGUAAUUCAUUAAAAAUUGGUUCAGGAUGAUCAAAAUAAGAUUUGAAAGUCAUUAAUCUAACAAUUUUUUUUUGCGGUAUAUUCACUAACUUUUGAAUACGAGAUUUAUAGGUGUUACUCCAGAUUAAAUUACCAUAAGUUAAAUAUGGUUACCCUUUGUCUGUUCUGUUCAUAUAGAACUGUACUUUCAACAAGAAAUACGACAACACCUCACUCCGUGUGUUCUACGCAGGAACCCUAUACGUUCUUAUGGCAAUAGUGUUUGCAAUCGAUGGUAUUUUACAUUUGAUGGUGCAGAAUGUACAAAACCUGCGACUAUUGAAGGAAUUGUUUACGUUAAAUCGACCCAAGUCAACCCCUAUCGUCACCGCCAUAUUGAAGGCUACUGUAACCAGGUUCCUAAAGGUCACAUACGUGUGGGAUUCUGGAUAGGCAAGUGUCUGAGUGGUAGUCUCGGAAGUGCUCUUACCGGCUGGAAUUCCAUGUCUCGCAUGGUAAUUGAAGAAGUACCACCCCCUCA